Alternaria rosae is the source of this 2211-nucleotide messenger RNA. RefSeq names its product heterokaryon incompatibility protein-domain-containing protein. The transcript has a single exon. The record is from RefSeq and is a predicted model, not a curated record. The coding region runs from base 1 to 2211 and encodes 736 amino acids. Lineage: Eukaryota; Fungi; Ascomycota; Dothideomycetes; Pleosporales; Pleosporaceae.
AUGAAGGAAGCGCUCCUGGACCAAGCGGAUGACUGUACGUCACCUGGUGAAUAUUCAGACAAUGAGAGAACGCGGUCACAGUCGCCAGCUCACAGUUUCUAUCAUGAUGACUCGCCGGCUCCAAAGCCGGUCCUGGCCCACCCUCGUGGUCGGGAUUUCACGCCGCAAUUCCCUCUCGCUAACGCAAACACCACCUUUUCUGAAGAAGUCUUUCCAGAUCCCGUAUACACGACAGGCUGUGCAACUUACAAAUACACACCACUCUGUGAUAACGAGAUUCGGCUUCUCCGAAUCACACCUGAUCUUUUCGACGGUCCCUUGCAGUGCUCCUUGAAAGUCGUUUCUAUGGAGAAAAUCACAGCAAAAGUACACGAAUUCCAGGCACUUUCGUAUGCGUGGGGCAACGAUGCGCCCUCGUACAACGUCCUGCUGAGUGAUCUUCCAAAAGUAUCCGAUGGAUCUUCUACAGCGCCAACGCAACACCUGACGUAUCCCAUCCGCAAGAAUCUUUAUCAGGCGCUAAAACAUAUCCGUCUCACAGACGAUUAUCUAUGGCUUUGGGUGGACUAUCUGUGCAUUGAGCAGACAAAUCAGGAGGAAAAGAGUCAGCAAAUUCCAAAAAUGCCAUCCAUCUACUCCAGUGCAUGGAAUGUAAUCGCGUGGCUUGGGGUUGACGAUAUGUCAGGAAACGUUGAGGAAGCUGUUCGCCUGAUACCAAGUAUUCUCAAUCUCAAGAAGCUCGACCUUGACCUACGAGGAGAACUGCAGGUUAAAGAUAUCUUCUGCUAUCACUCUUGGAUCGCUUUCGGCCAAAUUCUGCAGCGGCCUUGGUUCAGGCGUAGGUGGGUAAUCCAGGAAGUCGCCUGUGCAAGAAGACUGUCUGUUCGCAUUGCAGAUAAGAUCCUGAGCUGGUUAGAUUUCGCAGACGCAGUGGAUUUGUAUUCGGACCAUUUCGAGCAGAUGCGAGCCCGUCAUCGUAACUCGGGAUUCUACAAGGAAGGCCGCUCUCAAUUCGAUGAUAUUCACAUUUCAGAGGCGGUGGAGCUCAUGCGAUUUUCGCGAAUCGUGUUUCAAAGGUCCCCCGAUUCGACAAUUGCUUCGAAACUAAUGCCUCUAGAGUCUCUGGUGCUUACAGCUUCGUUCUUUGCAGUAUCAGAAGUCCGAGACACUGUCUACGCUUUAUUGUACCUUGCCAAUGACAUGCACGACGUCAUUGACACUUCAUCUGAGUCUCGAAGUCAAUUCAUUCUUACUCCAGAUUACUCCAAGCAUCCGAUUGAUAUAUUCAAGGAAUUUGUCCGCUAUAGCAUCGCGAAAUCCAACUCUCUUGACGUGCUCUACCGGCGAUGGGCUAGUUGGACUAUGUCGACUGCUCGGAACCCAUCUCACGAAAGGAGACUUCCCAGUUGGAUUGGAUUAGCAUUGACUGGUGCCGAUGGUUCCUCCUCUGGAAGUCGGAUUUGCACCGACAGUUUUCUUGGGCCAGUGGGCUCUUCGGAAUAUCACGCAUCUCAUGGUGUUAAUUUCCAAGGACAAUUGGUACGAUCAACAAAUGACGACGUCAUACAGAUCGAUGGCAUGCUGUUAGGCACAGUAACGACGAUAUCGUUCGCUCAUGUGCCCGGAGGAACCAUCAAAGCCGACUGGCUAAGAAUGCUUGGCUGGCGCGGAACUCUAGACGAAGGCAUCGGAGAUCAGCUCUGGAGAACACUUGUUGCGAAUCGCGACCCGGAUUCAAGAGUAGCCCCUACCUGGUACCGACGCGCAUGUGCCUUGGCACUUACACAGCUUGAUGGCUUCGGCAACCUCAAUCUGAAAGACCUACUAGCUGAUGCCUCGCAGCCAGGCACAUUGGUUAGUUACCUCAAACGCGUACAGGAAGCAACUGAUCGUCGGUAUCUCUUCCGCUGUGAACGUUCCGACAUGAACGUGAGCCCUAUAUCAGUUCAGAACAAGACAUCAGAGGCUGUUGUAGGGCUAGGACCAAAACGCAUGUAUCAUCACGAAAAGAACUUGGUUUGCAUCCUGUAUGGUUCCUCAGUACCGGUGAUCGUCAGAGUGAUCAAUGACAAGAGAUCGAAAACCGACAACACUUAUCACGUCAAGCUCGUCGGACCUUGUUAUGCACAUGGGUAUAUGGAAGGGGAGAUAUUCGCAGGGAUGAGCCAGAUGGAAAUCAAGAGUAGGACGAUAAGGUUCAGUAUCCAUUGA